CUUCAGAGAGCAUCUGUCUGGCCGGGGCGGCAUGCAGCCUUUGUCCCUCCUGAGCAUACUAUAAAACCCACUUCCACAUGUGGAACAAGCACAGCCAGCCAAUUGUGUUCCACCAGCGACGAUCCACAAACAUGGCUCAGCGACAGCUAUUGGCUGGACUGUCCCUCUGGAUGUGCCUUCAAGUUGUGUCCUCCAGCAAACUGGUCUGUUACUUUACCAACUGGUCCCAGUACAGGCCAGGUGUUGGAAGAUACAUGCCAGAAAAUGUGGACCCCCAUCUCUGCACACACCUGAUCUACGCCUUCUCCAUCAUCAACCAUUCUAAUGAGCUGUCACCCUACGAAUGGAACGAUGAUGUUCUGUAUAAAUCCUUCAAUCAACUCAAGAGCAGAAACCCCCAGUUGAAGACUUUGCUCGCCGUCGGUGGCUGGAACUUUGGAACUGCACAAUUUACCACCAUGGUUUCCACUCCUGUCAACCGCCAGACGUUCAUUCGUUCUUCCAUUCAGUUCUUGCGGCGGUACGGCUUCGAUGGGUUGGACCUGGACUGGGAGUACCCCGGAGCGCGAGGAAGCCCUCCGGAGGACAAGGAGAGGUUCACGGUGCUUUGUCAGGAAUUGAUGGCUGCCUUUGAGGAGGAAGCCACACAAACGAGUCGACCACGCCUGCUACUCACGGCCGCGGUUGCGGCUGGGAGGGGAAACAUUGACAAUGGUUAUGAGAUUGCCCGAAUGUCAAACUUUCUAGACUUCAUCAAUGUGAUGACCUAUGACUUCCACGGAGCGUGGGACCCCAUCACUGGUCACAAUAGCCCCCUGUACCGCGCCUCUUCCGAUCAAGGGGAGAACAUCUACUACAAUGUGGAUUUUGCAAUGAAACACUGGCGAGAUCAAGGCGCUCCGCUUGACAAGCUCAACCUUGGUUUUGCCACAUACGGACGCACAUUUCGCACAGUUUCAGCAGCUCAUGGCGUUGGCGCACCUGCCUCCGGAGCGGCCCCAGCUGGGAGUUACACACGUGAAGCUGGCUUUUGGUCUUACUAUGAGAUCUGCACGUUCCUCAGUAGAGGAGGAAAUCUCAGCUGGAUCGAGGAACAGAGGGUGCCUUAUGCCACUCAAGGCAAUGAGUGGGUUGGCUUUGAUAACAGGCAGAGCUUUGAUAUCAAGACGCAGUACCUGAAAGAGGAAAACUUUGGCGGGGCUUUUGUCUGGGCUCUGGAUCUCGAUGAUUUUACUGGACAGUUCUGUGGACAAGGAACCUAUCCACUCAUCCGUUACUUGCGCUAUCUUCUGGGUUCAGAUUUCCCAACAACGCCGCCGUCACCCACAAUGCCAGCAGGGACCACGGCUGGACCAAAUGAGACCACAAUGGCACCGGAGUUCCCAAUGACGACAAAGACCACAACCGCACCCUUUCCGAGCACAAGACCGCCAGAGACAACCGCUGCACAAACCACCACAACUAUCGCAUCUGGAAGUGGCUUCUGUGCCAACAAGGCUGACAAUCUGUACGAGAAUAGUAAUGACACAAACUCCUUUUAUCAGUGCUUCCAGGGCCGCACCUUCAUCCAGAAGUGUCCUGCUAACCUUGUUUUCAACAGCAAAUGCAAGUGCUGUGAUUGGCCAAAAUAAACAUGAAAUCAUUGCCUUGCUCAAACAGCACAGUUUUUUUUUUUUUUUGGUUGUUGUUUUUAAGGGGACUAUAUGCAAACACCAUCACAAUACUUUCAGUUUAUGGCAACAACAUCAAUAAAAUACCUGUUCUGCAUCCUC
Molecule: messenger RNA, 1772 nt
Organism: Hippocampus zosterae (dwarf seahorse)
Lineage: Eukaryota; Metazoa; Chordata; Actinopteri; Syngnathiformes; Syngnathidae
Product: acidic mammalian chitinase-like
Exons: 12
Coding region: 78-1631 (517 amino acids)
Biological process (GO): carbohydrate metabolic process; chitin catabolic process
Cellular component (GO): extracellular region
Molecular function (GO): chitinase activity; chitin binding
Source: RefSeq, a predicted model, not a curated record